AUGGCUUACAACAAGGUUGCUCUAAUUCUAUCUGCUGCUAUCGCUGCCACCAAGGUCGCUGCUAUCAGUAACAAUGAAAUCUCUGAAUUCAACGUUAUUUUGAGUGAUGUUAUGGGUCACUUGACUGAUUACAUUUCCUACGCUGAAAACGAUCCAAACUUCACCCUACCAGACCACGUUUUGGAUCUAUACAUGGCUAUGACCACCGCCACUGACGACUCCUACACUACCAUGUACGACCAAAUCAACUUCUCUCAAGUCACUGACGCUAUGACUAGAUUGCCAUGGUACUCCAGCAGAAUCUUGCCAAACGUCUCCCCAUUCUUGGAAGACAACGCCGCUUCUGCCGCUGCCUCCUCCGCUGCUUCUUCUGCUUCCUCUUCUGCUGCUUCCUCCGUUUCUUCUGAAGCUUCUGAAGCCUCCUCUUCCGUUUCUUCUGCCUCCUCUGCUUCCGUUUCUUCUUCAUCUGCUGCUUCUUCUUCUGCUUCCUCCGCAUCUUCCGCUGCCUCUUCUGAAGCCUCUUCCGCUUCCUCUGAAGCUUCUUCCAGAGCCUCUUCUGUCUCUUCUGCUGCUUCUUCUGCUGCUUCUUCCAUCUCUGCCUCUGCUUCCAGAGCCGCCUCUUCUGCCUCUUCCUCCGCUUCUUCCGCUUCUGCCGCUAGAAACGGUACCUCCACUUCUUCUCACAAGAACGCUGCUGGUAAGGAAUACGGUUCUGCCGCUGCCGGUAUGGGUGCUAUGUUCGUUGGUGCCGCUGCUUUGUUGUUGUAA
Messenger RNA from Nakaseomyces glabratus, 768 nucleotides. It is a transcript of the gene TIR3, whose product is annotated as Tir3p. Gene Ontology annotation, biological process: fungal-type cell wall organization. The record is from RefSeq and is a predicted model, not a curated record. NCBI's taxonomy places the organism in Eukaryota, Fungi, Ascomycota, Saccharomycetes, Saccharomycetales, Saccharomycetaceae. Gene Ontology annotation, molecular function: structural constituent of cell wall. Gene Ontology annotation, cellular component: fungal-type cell wall; fungal-type vacuole.